This is a messenger RNA of Mycena citricolor, 689 nucleotides long. Lineage: Eukaryota; Fungi; Basidiomycota; Agaricomycetes; Agaricales; Mycenaceae. The record is from the annotation of a GenBank genome assembly.
GUCUAGUGUCUGUACAACCCGGAAGAAUCGUGGGAGCAUCGACGAUCUCGUAGGAUGAAACUGUUACUCCUUGAAACCCGCUUUGCAUGAUAAUGCUGAACUUCUCAAUCCAUGCCAAGGGAGUUACGAUUCAGCGCUAUGUUGAGUAAAAGAUGAACUGUCCAGAAGAAUGCAACGGAAUCUACGGGGUGUCAUCUAGGUCAAUCUAGUCGCAAUCGUAUAGGGAGAUAAAAGCCCUGAGCAGACCACACAUCACGCAUUCCUUAUUUUCCCUGCACAACGGCUAGCAAGCUAGUCCGCCUUAGGCCCUAUAUCUUAUUUCUUUCUCCCUUCACUCAUUUCCUUGCUGCGUUUUUUGCACCAUGCGUGUCGUAUCCGUCGUCCACGUCCUCUCUGCCAUUGUGCUGGCGACUAUCGCCGCCCCCGUCGAUCCUGCCCGGCCCGCGGCACCCGUUCAAUCGCAGGUGGCAGCAGCCUCUAAUGAUCUGUUCUCCACACUGAGCCUUUCUGCAAGCCCUGCGGCGACUCAUGCGCCCAUCGUUGCGGAGGCAGCUCCCGCUGCGCCGGAUCCUGGCUGUAUAGUUGUAUAGUCGUACCCUGCAAAGAAUCAAUUUUUUUUCACUUCGAUCAGCCAUGUUUUACACUCAGAUGACGGAUGGAAUGAAAAGUGUAUUGGGGGUACGAAGCGG